AUGUCAACCACCACACCAACCCCCCGCUACAAACUAAUCUUCUUCGUUCCCCCCUCCCACCUCGACCCCUGCAAAGAAGCCAUCUUCGCCACGGGCGCAGGUACCUUCCCGGGCGGCAAAUACACCAAAUGCUGCUUCCAGACACGCGGACAGGGCCAAUUCUUGCCGAAUGAGGGGGCGAACCCGGCGAUUGGAGCUGUGGGUGUCGUUGAGCAGUGUGAGGAGGUCAAGGUCGAGAUUAUGUGUCUUGGUCGGGAGGUUAUGGUGGAUGCGGUGCGGGAGUUGGUUAGGGCGCAUCCGUAUGAGGAGGUUGCGUAUGAAGUUUAUCGGAUGGAGGAUGUUUAG
Molecule: messenger RNA, 345 nt
Organism: Penicillium cataractarum
Lineage: Eukaryota; Fungi; Ascomycota; Eurotiomycetes; Eurotiales; Aspergillaceae
Exons: 1
Coding region: 1-345 (114 amino acids)
Source: RefSeq, a predicted model, not a curated record